Messenger RNA from Symbiodinium natans, 996 nucleotides. NCBI's taxonomy places the organism in Eukaryota, Dinophyceae, Suessiales, Symbiodiniaceae. The record is from the annotation of a GenBank genome assembly.
AUGGCCCCUCUUACCUUGGCCCUUGCGACUUUUGCUUCGCUUGGCCUUGCGGGCCCUUCCGGAGAGGCAUGCGGCGUGUGCGCUGCGCAGCUCGCGCAGGAGAAGGCGGUCUCGGCGCGGCUUCGCACGGAUUUGGCCGUGGUCAGAGCCGAGCUCUCUGUGCUUCGCACGGGGGAGGCGAGCAGCGGUAGGAGUGGCAGCUUGAGCCACAGUUAUACUGGUGUCGGGGGGGAGGAGGUCGUGGAGUUCGAUGGUGAGCUACAGGCCAGGGUCGAGGCAUUGGAGAGAAAGAUGUCCGCUCUCUACGAGGAGCAAGGCCAUCUCCUGCUCAAGCUGCGGAAGUUCGAAGACUUCAGUCUGCGUACCUUGGAGGGCCUGUCGACGGGUUCUGCGAUACUUCCCGCCGACAUCGAGCUGAUCCUGUUGCUUUGUGACGUCGUUCGGCCCAGGCGAAUCUUCGGGGUCGGAAAUGCGUUCGGGUACAGCAGCCUCACUCUCAGCUACGCUUGUGGGAAUGCUCCCGUUGAUGUCAUUGAUGCGGAGCAGGAAGGUGGGGGCAACCACAUCGGGACGAAGCUCACGCGCCACAUUGCGUCCGAAGCGGGCCGCGACAUUCAGGUGACGGUUGGGUUCUCGCCAGCCGACACCGCCCGGGCUCUGCGGGGCACGAACGGCACCUACGACCUCGUGCUCAUCGACGGUUGUCACGCCCCACGGCAUCCGCUGGCAGAUUUUCUUGGCAUUCGCAGUGCGAUGUCCUCAAGGGCCGUCGCGAUAUUUCAUGACGUGGGCCUUUAUCGGCUGUGGCCGGAUAUUUUCAAGGUGUUGCGCGUUCAGCGUUCUGCAGAAUACCGCACCUACAUGGGUCGCUCCUUCCCGAACGAGAUGGGCACCGGCUUUGCAUAUUGGGGCUUCCCUGCGGGCACAUUUGAUCGCUUUGGGCCGCUUGUGGAAUUCGAGGUCGGACGCAAGCAUUUACAUGAGGGCUUCAGGUGA